Molecule: messenger RNA, 3003 nt
Organism: Botrytis cinerea B05.10
Lineage: Eukaryota; Fungi; Ascomycota; Leotiomycetes; Helotiales; Sclerotiniaceae
Gene: Bcsap1
Product: Bcsap1
Exons: 3
Coding region: 103-2592 (829 amino acids)
Biological process (GO): glucan catabolic process
Molecular function (GO): beta-glucosidase activity
Source: RefSeq, a predicted model, not a curated record
GACUUCAUUCUUUCAUUCUUUCCAUUCAGAUUACGAUGCAGAACUGAAUAGGAGAAUGACAAGACAACAUAGCCUCCAACAGCACACCGGUCGUAAUUACUCAUGAUAAAUAUGUAUAUAAUGUAUGAAGAGCUGAAGACAGAGUUCUUCUUUUCUCUCAUGUUAGAUUUUCUGGAGUAUAUCAAGAUGAGACUUUUACCUUCUUUAUUUGCGGUUUUGUGUUUUUGGGGUGAGGGAAGUGAGGUUGCAGCUAUUUCGGGUGAUACUUUUACCUCACCCUCUUUCCAAAACUGGACUCACGCCCACCACCUCGCUCUCACCUUCGUCAACCAAUUGAACAUCACCGAAAAGUCAAACAUAGUAACAGGCACCUACCACACCUCUACUCUCGACGGCAAACCCAUGAAUUGUAUCGGCAACAUUGGCCCCAUACCGCGUCUCAAUUUCACAGGAAUUUGUUUGAACGAUGGACCCGCCGCUGUUGCUCGUCAGGAUCUAAUCAGUGUUUUCCCUUCUGGUGUCACUUUAGCUGCAACAUGGGAUCGUGAGUUGGUAUACCAGAGUUACAAGGCGCUGGGGGAGGAAUUCAGAGGGAAGGGUACGCAUGUUGCUUUGGGACCAGUAGCAGGACCCCUCGGUCGUCAUCCCCUCGGAGGUCGCAAUUGGGAAGGAUUUUCCCCUGAUCCCUAUCUCACCGGCCAUCUAAUGACUGCUUCCAUAACCGGCAUGCAAAGUGUCGGUGUUCAAACCUCCUCGAAACAUUUCAUCGGCAACGAACAAGAAACCCAACGAUCCAACUCCCCACUUCCAGACGGGACAAACAUCGAUGCUAUUUCUUCCAACAUCGACGAUCGAACGCUUCAUGAAUUAUACCUCUGGCCCUUUGCAGAUGCAGUACGUGCUGGGACGACUUCAAUAUUGUGUAGCUAUAACCGCAUUAAUGAAACAUACGCGUGCGAAAAUCCGCAUCUACUCAACAAUAUUCUUAAAGGCGAAUUGGGAUUCCAAGGCUACGUCGUCUCGGAUUGGUUCGCCACACACUCCGGAUAUCCAGCCGCAAACGCCGGUCUCGAUAUGGAUAUGCCCGGCUACAUUUCCCAAAGCGCCAUCAACACCGGCGAAACGUAUUUCGGUCCUCAUCUCAUCUCUGCCAUACAAGCGGGUAACAUGACGGAAGACAGAUUAGACGAUAUGGUUACCCGAAUCAUGACAUCUUAUUUCCUCCUCAAUCAAUCCAGCAAUUAUCCCACUCCCGAUCCGAGCCAAACGUACGUAAUGGCAAAUAUGUACGGCUAUGAUUACGGCGCUCAGAUUCCCGCCCGCGACGUCCGCGCUAACCACUCCUCUCUCAUCCGACAAAUCGGCUCUGCAGGAACCGUCCUCUUGAAAAAUACAAACAACAUCCUCCCACUAUCCAAACCUCUAAACAUAGGCGUCUUUGGCAAUUCCGCUCCCGACCCCACCGACGGUCUUACCUGGCCGCAAUCAGACCUCCAAACCGGCUUCGACAUCGGCACCCUCGAUAUCGGCGGUGGUUCCGGCUCCGCUCGUCACACUACCCUUAUCUCCCCCCUUACCGCUCUCCGUACCCGCGCCGCUACAUACGGCGCACGCGUCCAAUAUCUCACCAACAACGCACUCCUCUCCUCCUCCUCCUCCUCCUCCUUCGCUGGUAUCUACCCCAUCCCCGAAAUCUGUCUCGUGUUCCUCAAAACCUUCUCCUCCGAAGGUGUAGACCGCACUUCCUAUCCUCUCGACUGGAACUCCACCCUCGUCGUAAACAACGUCGCAUCUUUCUGCCAAGGCAAUACAAUCGUCAUUACCCAUUCAUCCGGAAUCAACACUCUCCCCUUCGCUCAAAACCCCAACGUCUCCGCCAUCCUCCUCGCACACUACCCCGGCCAAGAAUCCGGAAACUCCAUAGUUGACGUCCUCUUCGGCGACGUCAACCCCUCCGGAAAACUCCCCUACACAAUCCCCGUCCACGAAUCCGACAUGCACAUCCCCGUUGUGAAUCUCAGCACCUCAGAAGUGCUAGCCCACCACCAGAGCCAAAACGCCUGGCAAAGCAAUUUCACCGAAAAAUUAGCAAUCGAUUACCGCGGCUUCGAAAUGAAAAAUGUAACACCCCUCUACGAAUUCGGACACGGAUUAAGUUACACGACAUUUAAUCUCACCACGCCAACCCCCUCCAUCAAACACGUCACAACCCAACCCAUCACCGCACGACCCAACCCCUUAUCCCCCAUCCUCCCAGGCGGAAACGCAGAUCUAUAUACCCCUCUCUUCACUCUCACAACGCGCGUCAAAAACACAGGGACGCGAACCGGCGCCACAAUUCUCCAACUCUACAUAUCUCUCCCGGAAACAAGCACACCCGAAGGAACACCGAAGAAAGUUCUGCGCGGCUUUGAAAAGGUGGAGAUGAGGGGAGGGGAGGAGCGAGAUGUGGAAUUCGUGCUGCAGAGACGAGAUGUGAGUUAUUGGGACACGGUAUUGGGGGAUUGGGUUGUGCCCGAGGGGGACAUAGGGGUUAUGGUGGGUUUUAGCGUGCAGGAUUUGAGAGCGAGGGUGGGGGUUGUGGUUAGAUAGGAUGGAGAGAAGAAAUGUGGGGGAUUGGGGGCGGGGGUGAGGAGAGAAUGGAGAAAUGAAUGAGGGAGGGAUUGAUGUGUAAUUGGAUGUAAAUUUUCUCCUGUAGAUCGUAAAUCAUAGGACAUGUAUUUUGAGAUUGCAUUCAAUGUAUCCUAAAAACUCACCUAUUGUUAAAAUCCGUAAUGAUCUCAAACAUACAUCUUCCCUCAUAACUUCAACGCUCAUAAUCAACCCACUCACUGUUAUCCUGUUAAUACAAUUUCACAAUCCAAACACCCAGUCCCAAUAUUCUCACUUUACAAGCCCCCAUCCAGCCCAUAGAUAAUAAAAAGAUAAAAAUAUCUCCCAAAACGCCAAAGUACACGCAUAAAUCCAGAGAAAUCCAUCAACAAAUAUAGUAAGCAGGUACCA